AUGGCGCAGUUGCCCCUCGACAUGACGUUCUUGCUUGCGGCGUGGUUAGAGGCACUCGCAUACGGAUUCUUCCUGUGUCUCUUCUGCGGGACUCUGCUGUUCAAUUCCGGCAGUGGCCACCGAAAUGAUAUCCACGGUAGAGUGAUGGUCGGCAUAUCCUGCGUGAUGUUCUUCAUAUCCACCUGGCACCUCGCCAUGAACGCGUUCCGCCUGCUGCAGGGCUUCGCGGUGCACGCUGGCGCCCGAGGCGGCGCCCUAGCGUAUCUGGGGAACAUGCGCAUGUGGGACCAUAUUCUGAAGGACACGCUCUACGCAACGCAGGAGAUUCUCGGGAACGCCGCUGGGAUAUACAGGUGCUUCAUAUUGUGGAACAGCGACUGGCGGAUCAUCGCCCUCCCUCUCUUGCUCCUCGUAGGUAGCAUAGUCUCCGGCUACACCGUCUGCGCGCACUACACACAAGUCGAGCCCACCGAAACCAUCUUCGACCCGCGCCUCAAACCAUGGCUCGAAGCCUUCUACUCCAUCGCCGUCGUGCAGAACGUCAUCACCACCACCCUAAUGGCCUUCAGAAUCUGGAGGACAUCCGCGCAGUCGGCGCAGUACAGGACGGAGAACGCCCUGCUGCCCGUCGUGCGCAUCCUGAUCGAAUCGGCGGCGCUGCAGCUCAUCGUGGAGGGCGUGCUGCUGGCGCUGUAUUCGAGGAAUGCGAAUGCGCAGUAUGUGUUGAUGGAGCUGGUGACGCCUACGGUGGGCAUCACGUUUAACGCUAUCACCAUCCGCAUCAAGCUCCGGGCUAUACAAAAGAGUGCCAGCUCUACGGCAUUCUCGAGGUCUGAUCAGGUGCAGACCAUUGGGAGCGUGCCCAUGAAGCGCAUCCAAGUCGAUAUCACCACCGAGAUGGAGGACGAUGCGGGGAUGAAGCAGAGCUUCCCUGCAAGCUCUGUUCAUACCCGAUCCGAGGCUUGA
Molecule: messenger RNA, 966 nt
Organism: Pleurotus ostreatus (oyster mushroom)
Lineage: Eukaryota; Fungi; Basidiomycota; Agaricomycetes; Agaricales; Pleurotaceae
Exons: 7
Coding region: 1-966 (321 amino acids)
Source: RefSeq, a predicted model, not a curated record